AUGGAGCUGCCUACUCAGCCCACACAGCCCACACAGGCUACACAGAUGGCUGCGUUUGAGAGCUUUUCACAAGAGCAGCUGGAUCCGUCAACGGUGUGUAGGUUGAUCUGCACUACUGGCCAGAUCCCCAACACGGAUCUGAAGAUCAAGAGAAAUGGCGUGAAGCAGUGGACGUUUGGCAGGAAUUCGCAAAACGACAUCGUAUACGGUGCCACUUCCAGGCUGAGUAAUAAGCACUUCAAGAUCUGGAGCAGUGACAACAACCUGCUGAUACAAGAUAUGAGCACCAACGGAACAUGGGUCAACAAGCAGAGGAUUGUGAAGGGCCAGAACUAUAUACUGGGACAAGGUGACGAGAUAAGCGUUGGCGUGGGUGUUCCAAGGGACGUUGUAAGGUUUAUCGUAUUCUUCCCCAAGAUUGAUGAAAAGGCUGACGAUGCCACGGACGGAAUCCACAAGGAAUUCUCAAUAAAGAAUGAAGUGGUUGGUCAAGGCGCAUUUGCCGUUGUCAAGAAGGCCGUUGAGAGAAGUACAGGCAAGACAUACGCAGUCAAGAUCAUCAGCAAGAGAAAGAUAAUGGGCAACACUGAGGGCGUCACUAGAGAACUGGAAAUCUUACGAAGAUUAGACCACCCUUAUAUAGUCAAGCUCAGAGGGUUCUACGAAGAUCUAGACAACUAUUAUCUGGUGAUGGAGUUCGUCAGUGGCGGUGAUUUGAUGGACUUUGUCGCUGCACAUGGAUCCGUUGGAGAGGAGGCUGCUAAGGAGAUCUGCCGGCAAGUGCUGGAAGCUGUGAAGUACGUCCAUUCUUUGGGUAUCAGUCAUAGAGAUCUAAAGCCAGAUAACGUGCUGGUAGCACAGGACGACCCUGUGAUUGUAAAGAUUACUGAUUUUGGGCUUGCGAAAGUCUCUGAUAACGCAACUUUCAUGAAGACAUUUUGCGGUACACUGGCAUAUGUUGCACCAGAGGUGAUUGAUGGCCGUCACAUGAAGAUAACAGAUGAAAACAAGUAUUCGAGUCUUGUUGAUAUGUGGUCAUUUGGGUGCUUUCUCUAUGUAAUUCUCACUGCUCAUCUGCCAUUUAGUGGGAGCACCCAGGAACAGUUAUACCAGCAGAUACGCAGAGGCUCAUACCACGAACCCCCGUUAAAGGAAGCUGGAGUUUCUUCACAGGCCAGGGACUUCCUAGACUCUCUUCUACAAGUGGAUCCCUCGAAGAGACCCAGUGCGGCGAUGGCAUUGCAACAUCCGUGGAUUGCAAGCAAUUCACAGAUUGCAGAUGGCAAUUCACAAGUCUCAUUAUCACAAUCCCAGUCACAGCAGCAAAGGCUAGAGACGAGAAUACAUGAAAACUCGAAUGACGCCAGUCCUGAAGAAGCUAUGUUCAAAGUACCACCUUCACCUUCAAACCAUGCGAUGCCUCCACCUUCUUCCACAGGCUUUAACUCCCAACCUAAGAUGGGUACACAGCACCGUGCAACGAAGGAUAUCAAAAGCAAAGCUCUACAAAACGUUGGAAAGGCACAAGCACCUACCGGAACCAGAUUCUCACUAAUACCAUUGCCUAAUAAGUUUAUAAAGAGCCCGAUCUAUGUGCCGCAGGGCGUAAAUCCAUUUGUUAUUGGCAGAAACAGUGUUUGCCAUUCAAGAAUUAACGAGGAUAGAAUAUCAAAGGUACAUUGCGCCUUCACAAAGAAAAGACAUCCAGUGGGCAACUCUCUAUACGAAUCUCCAGCACAGGGUCUGGAAGAUACGUGGCUGGUUGAUUUCAGUACAAACGGUUGUUCGAUUAACGAUCAAAAAGUUGGCCGUGGUAAAAAGGCCCUUGUAUUCAACAACGACGUGGUUAUGCUCUUCAGUGACAACAACAAACACGAGAAUCUGGCGUUCAAAGUGUGUAUUGACGACACAACAGGUCUCUUCAACGGAGGAGAGAGCACAGGACAGGAGAGAAGAGUUGUACCUCAGGACAACUAUGACGAGCAGCUCAAACCAGCAGUUACAAAGGUUUGCAAUUCACAAAAUGACCGCAAAAGACCCCUGGAGGCUGACAACAGACAGGUUAAAAGGGCUAAUCUCGACAAAGGAGAUGCAAACACAACGUUCCAAACUGUUCUGAAAUGAUCAAUCCACAGUCGUGUAAAUAAUUACAUCACGAG
Williopsis jadinii is the source of this 2159-nucleotide messenger RNA. RefSeq names its product serine/threonine/tyrosine protein kinase RAD53 (gene RAD53). Gene Ontology annotation, biological process: protein phosphorylation; DNA damage checkpoint signaling; DNA replication initiation. The coding region runs from base 1 to 2124 and encodes 707 amino acids. The record is from RefSeq and is a predicted model, not a curated record. Lineage: Eukaryota; Fungi; Ascomycota; Saccharomycetes; Phaffomycetales; Wickerhamomycetaceae. Gene Ontology annotation, cellular component: cytoplasm; nucleus. Gene Ontology annotation, molecular function: protein binding; protein serine/threonine kinase activity; DNA replication origin binding. The transcript is spliced from 2 exons.